Exophiala oligosperma is the source of this 6752-nucleotide messenger RNA. RefSeq lists its product as uncharacterized. The record is from RefSeq and is a predicted model, not a curated record. Bases 214 to 2148 code for a protein of 644 amino acids. NCBI's taxonomy places the organism in Eukaryota, Fungi, Ascomycota, Eurotiomycetes, Chaetothyriales, Herpotrichiellaceae. The transcript has 3 exons. Gene Ontology annotation, molecular function: DNA-binding transcription factor activity, RNA polymerase II-specific; zinc ion binding. Gene Ontology annotation, biological process: regulation of DNA-templated transcription.
UGACGAGGCGCCAGUGACUUUGACAGACGCGAAUCUCCAAGUAUUUGAAGCUUUUAGUCAGCGACUUUUUUCCUUCCCACCAUCUCUAAUCCAAGAGACCAUGAUGACAAAGUUGUAGACUCGAAUUCUUUCUCCCGACUUGUCUGGAACUCGAAUUUCCCUUUUGUCAGAGAUCCUGAGUGCAAGAUAAACUACCGCCGAGGAUUCAAAACCAUGUCUGGGGUUCGCAAGAGAAGGAAAACAGGUUGCCUGACCUGCCGCCAAAGGCGCAUCAAAUGCGAUGAGCGCAAACCCACGUGUGAGAGAUGCGAGGCGUCAAAUAUCCAUUGUGCCGGAUACGAGCAGAUGCGAUAUAUCGACGUUCGACAGCGUGCACCGGGAGAAUCUCCUCAGAACCAGACUCCUUCAGACAGUGCUACUACGUCAACACGCUCUCCCGCCCAGCCGGUCGCUCACUUUGAACGGGAUGGGCUCCCCCUGAUAGCUCUACCGAACAACCCCACGCCCACACAGCGGCCACACUCAAGGGCACGAGAUAUAUUGGCAUACCACCAGUACCUUUUCCGUACAGUUCCUGUGUUGUUCCCGGCUUGCUAUUUCCCUUUCUGGAGGGACAUGCUUUGCCAAGAAGCAUGGGAGGUCGAGUGUAUCUACGACGCAAUCAUCGCUCUCGGUUCCUUGCACAGGGCGUCCUUGCUCUUGGCACGUUCAGAGGACAACGCCCAGAGCAGAGGUGCCGACACCAAGGUGACGGCGUUACAGACAUACACCUUGGCUAUAGAGGGCUUCUCCAGACAGCUGAAGUCGGAGCCACCCGCACCGGAUGUCCGAGUUGCAGUUCUGUUGCUGCUGGUAUAUUUCGAGUGUUUCAAUGGCAAUAUCCCCGCUGCCAUUCGACACUACCACAUCGGAAAGUACUUCUACCUCAAUCUGUCCCUCGAAGAAGGGAACACCGAGUCAUUAUUGCCGAUCAAGUCUGCCCUGCGGCAUGUGAGUUUCGUCUGCCGGGUCGUCCUUCCUCUCCCCAUCGGCCUGUUCGGCGCCGAGAACUCCUGCAGGCUUCACCCAGACGAGAGACGGCGAACGCACUUUCUCGGACGAGACAAGGACGGAUCUGUCCUGUCCGAGUAUAUGCAUCAACUCCUGGACGUCUUCUCGGCGGAAGAGUUCGUCGCCGAUCUGGUAUGGAGUCCUUUCGUCAAGAGCCUCGAGGAGAUUCCAUCGGACCGGAUCAAAUCUUUCCUUCUUGAAGUGGAGGAUUGGAAGAGCAGGUACAAUGACCCUUCACUGAAGUCGGCCGCCCAGCAAUACCCCUCGGGACUCAGUCGGCGGGACAUCGACGGGCUCUUGAGUACGCAGUUGCAACGGCCGCAACACACCUACCAGUCGGCGUUGACAGCGGCGCUGUAUCACUUCUGCAUGGCGAGGCUGAUGUGGGCGCUGUCCCGUGUCAAUGCCGACGACGAGGUGUACGAGCUUUCCGCCUACUUUCACGUCAACGAGGUCAUUCAGUUGUCCAAUUAUUCAGACACGGCGGUCGCUGCCCACGGCCGUGGCCAAGACCAGUGGGUGUUUGGAGAGGCGUUCGAGGUCGGCUUCAGCGCCAUGCUCUACCUUUGCGCGCAAUGCUGUCCGUGUAACCUGUGGAGGGACUUUAUCAUCGAACGCCUCCAGCUCAUCGGCCGCGAGGGUUUGUACAACGGCCCGGCCUUUGCGACGGCGUUGACAGUGGUCCGCGCGUUCGAACCGGUGUCAAACACGGCGGCAUUGCACACGAGCAUGCUCGGCAGGCUCGGUCCACCUCGGUCGCGUGUCAUCCCCCUGCUUUUCACCGAGAAGGACGGGCGCGGUUUCAAACUCUUCUUGCUCGGUCCCGCGCCCGACAGGAAUGAUCCGGUGCUUGGAGACUACGAGGUACUUUCGCAGUCCGCAUGGGCCACUGAUGAACAUGGGGCGAUGCAGGAACCGAUCGUUGAAGCCUAUGGAGACAAUACGACUUCGCCGGGAAGCCCGGCAAGCCCGGGAAGGCCUGGUUCCGAGUGGCUGCUAAGCCAACCCAUCAUCACCGACUGGAUGGACACGUUCCGAAGUUCCGAGUUCGACGUCGAGCUGGCCGUUCGGGAUCACAUUAAUGGAGUGCGGUUCUGAUGCCACAGGAGAUCUACUGUACAGCUUUGCCGUCACUGGCUACGACCAUGCGAUUUCACCAAUCACCAUACAUCUCAAUGCUGCUGAUUCAGAGCCGGUGCUGCACCUGAACAGCCCCACGGAGACAAAAAGCCCUAAAUGCGGCAUAUCUACGGUCAGACAAACGUGCCGAUCAUCUAUCUCACAACAGGAGUCUUUGGGGGUUGUGGGACGUCAGCCGGGGUUAAACUCGACGAGAGGCAAGAUUUGCAAAUUCUCCCAACAUCCUCAAUAAUCAUCGCCUGUCGAGCCGUAGAGGUGAGUUCCUGUCUCGAGAAUGUCAAUCUCGUCACCGACUUCUAUGUACAACCCGGCACCACCCCGCUCAACAGCCUCUUUCAACGUUGAGUCUUCCGGCACGCAAUGCAUGCCUAGGUACCCAAGUGCCGCCGCGUUGCCAUUCUCCACGGUCCGAUGGCUCACCAACGUCGUGCUCGGCUGAGGUUUCCCUUUCUUCUUGUCUGGACGAGGGGUAUCUUCCUCGAAGACGCCCUUUUCGGGGAUGACGUUGGGCAUCGUGCACCUGGACGUACGGCAGACCACGGAGAACAAAGGAGCAACCUGCGCUCUACGUCUUGACGCUACGGGUUUGGGUAUGAUCCUGUACCGCUUCCACGUUUCCUCCGAGAAUGCAGGGGCGCCUGCGCAGUAGAUGUUUGCGCGGAAUCGUAGCGCAUUGAGAGGCUGGUUCUCUCGUGGUAGCAGCUUGGAAGUGGCAUGCACCGAAGGCAGAUUGACGAUGUGCACAGGCUGUUGAUCCGUGUACCCGUGGACCGCGGGCGUGCCGAUGUAGUCCAGGGGUGCGAGAUUCCUGGUAGUACGGACCAAGGUGUCUGGCGUACACCUCAUGAUGGUGAACCUCUGACGUUCCGGGAUCUUGAGGAAUCUCUUGAGCUUGGGGAGUGCCGCAACCACCGUCGGCAGUUGUCCGAAAUCGAGACCUGACGCCUGGCGACUGUGGAUCGUGAACGACUUCAACGGUGGACCUGGUUGACGACCGGCCGGUGGACCGUUCGAUGGAUGCAAUGGGACAAUGAAGCGGACGUGUGGGGUUGCGGACAAUGACCGCGCCUCGAUCACGGCCUUCACGCGCCCGAUCGUACUGCCGGGAGCGUCGGGGUCAGGAAAGCUCACGACGAGACAGCCGCCCGCCUGCACCAGCUGGUCGUCUUUGCUGCUCCGGUCGUCGGGGAGCCACAGUUCUUGCCUGACGAGGGACAUUCGUGGCUUCGUGCGCUGGCUGAUGAAUUGCCACUCGCCCCCUUGAGUGGCCUCCACGGCGAGGGCGAAGCACCUGUCGUACGCAAAGCCGGUCUUGGUGAGCAGGGCGCGCUCCAGUUCGAUGGGUGCGCACGACUUGACGGGAUAGACGUGGAGUGCCUUCACGACGAUCGGUUCGUUCUGCGGUGCGCCUUCUUCCUUUUCGUAUCUCGCGUCGAAUUGGUCCGCGAGGUUGCUCUUCUCCCUAGGCGGCACUCCUAGGCGUCGUAGAUGCCUGAGCUCCCUACGGGACAGGUAAACGUUGCCAGAUAGUACGAUGAUGAAGAUCAGGCCGCCGAUCAAGGCAUGCCUGAGGAUCGUCAGCACGACCGCCGUGACCUCGAAGUUGCUCAACACCUGGUUGAUCAUUUUCACACCGUCACGACGUGGAAGCGUUGAAUUCUGUAGAAUGGUCGAAUAUUGUCAUCCCACGCCUCAGAUCGCAGGGUCGACUGACGGAAAGAGAUGUUUGGAUCAAGAAAAUGGAAAAUUUGACGAGGUUUCGAGGGACGAGAAGCCCACGCCCUGUCGAUGACUUGGGCCACGGUUUGCCGAGAUGGUGACGCAGUACGACAAGCGCCAGGUUCUACGACCACUCCAGGUCCUUUGUUCUGUGUGCCAUCAAUCCAACAGAUCCCCGGGGGAAUGUCUUUUGCCUGGGGGUCACUUGGAUUUGUCGACCCUUGGUUAUUGUUGUAGAAGUCUUCGCUAUUUUCUUUUGACGUGGAAGGAUUUUCUGGCGCCAGAUCGUCAUCUGUCCCGCGAUCUUGUCCGCCGCACGCCCGGAGAAAAAGCCAUCCCGCACGGGUACCAUUGAUCCUCUCCGUACCGAGGCUCUCACGUCGACGUCGUCUCUCCUACUCUUUCUACCCGCCACGAUACCCAUACGUGUAGUGCACAUCUGGAGCGGAGCGAAACGUGACACAUGAUAGAGUUAUGCUAUAUACACUCGUGCAAUGAAAGAUUUACGCCACGGCCGGAUCGGCGGCAAUGGACCAGUCCUGGGCGUCAAACUCCCGUCUCACCGCGGCGGCAAAGUCGUCGUCCGCCAGCACCUGCAGCGCCGUCGAAGCCAUGGCCCUGCCACACCUGAGCGUCCGAUCGUGCGCGUCCUGCGUUCGCACCGCGGCGGCGUAGUCUGCCGUGUGUAUGGAGCCUCCGGGGCUGACGAUCUGCGCCGGGUCAGGGGAAAAAGCCUGUCUUUGUCUUGACGACGCGGACACGAGAAAAACAAACGUACCUCGAACGUGGGGUGGAUGCUGGGAACGACGUAGGUCACGUUGCCCAUGUCGGUACUGAAGCACUCGCGGUCCAUCUUCUGCUCGUAGGCGGGGCGGAACGCCACGCCCUGACGUUCCAUGUGCUCGACGAACUUGCCUGCGAGUCUAAUUUGGGGACCGAAGUCAGCUGUCAAGCUCCCUAAAGGGGGGUAACCUCCUCGGAGGGGCUCAAGGGAAAAAAAACCGAGGAUGUCAAAGUCUCACGCUUCGUUGGUCCGGAUGUCCCAGUACGCAGGGAGCCAGUCCGUCUUCAGCUCGCAGCCGGUCGCCAGCGCCGCGGCCUCCAUGCAAUUGAUAAACUUCCGCUUCAGGACACGAUACCUCUCCAGACUGGCAGACCGGACACAGUAGCGUGCUUUGGCGUAGGCCGGGAUCACGCCCGAGCGCUGGCCGGCCUGGAGCACGACGCCCCUGAUGCGGUCCGAGGGCAUGAUCUGCUGUCGAAGCAGGCCGAUGCUGGUCUGUAGCAGGGUCACGGCGUCGAGUGCGUUGAUGCCGUCCCACGGAGCCACCAUCGCGUGCGCGGGCUUGCCGAUAUAUUCGAUGGUCAAUUCGGACCCGCACAUCGAAGACACGUAUGCGUUGUCCUUGUUCCUACGCCCGUCCCCAGUCAGUCCCUGACAACCCACGAGCAGUCACGGAAGACAACUUCUGCCAUGUUUCCGGCUCUGAACUCACAUGGGAUGGACCAUCAAACAGCAAAACACGUCUUCGUAGGCUCCUUGGCGAAUCAUUUUGAUUUUCCCCCCACCUCCCUCUUCUGCCGGUGUGCCGAUGGCGACGAUGCGGCCGUUGAUCGAGCCCUGCUUGAUGGCCUCGGCCGUCCCAAUGGCAGCCGCCAGCCCCGCCGUGGCGAUCAGAUUGUGGCCGCAGGCGUGUCCAAUGUGCUCCAGUGCAUCGUACCUGGUCGAAAAGGUCCGUAAGCCACAUGAAUUGGGAGCACAAAAUCCCCUCGGUAGACCGGGGAAUGUCUGGCUGUAACGUACUCGAGAUUAAUCGCCACGGCGCGAGCCCCUUCGGGACCAUACGUGGCUUUGAAGGCCGUCUCGAGCCCAAAGGCACCGCGGUGAACUUCAAAGCCUCGCUGCUCGAGGAAAUCACUCAGCACCUUGUGGGCAUGACGCUCUUGAAAUAAAACCUCGGGGUGCGAAUGUAUCUGGGUGUUGUCGAGCGUCAGUUCGUCGCGUCCAGAAGCAUCAGGUUGGGACGUGAUCGUGGGAUGAAACCGCAACGGACAUGGCCACACCAGCGACCGACAAAGAUUGUAUGCUGUUAUCCUGAGACCGACUUACAUCCCAAUUUAUAUCCCUCAGCUCGGGAGACGCGAUCGUGAUAGUUUCGUCGGCAAUCUUUUGGUACUCUUGUAGUCCCAUGUUGAUGCAGAAGAAGCUGUCUAUCGGGUCAGCUGGUAUGAAUGCACCUUCGCGGCUCUUUGAGAAUUCUGAUUCCUGGACGGGCGUCGUUGUCGUCGAGGUCGUCGGCGCACAGAACUAGUCCCACAAUGAUCCUAUUUUCCCUCUCUGUGGUACUCGGCAUAAUGCCUUGAUUAUAUCAAGGAAUUGAGCCGAAUGUGUGAGGUUGGCAUCGACCAGUCUCUUCGGCGUUGCGGCGCCGAAUUGCCUAUCAUCAAAUCCACAAUUGGAGGAGGUAUGAGCCGCGCGGUUCGAGUGCCGAAUUACAAGUUCGGCGCCUGAUCCGUAGGUAUGAAUGCCGCUAAGAGAGUACUAUAGUGUCACUACUUACUAGGCGUCCGUAAUGCUGCAGACCUGAUGCUUGUAGGAUGCUGCUGCUGUUAUAAGGAGAACAUCCAAGGAUAAAGGGCGAUGUUGCAGAUAAAUCGAGUCAUGGAAUCGGCGAUGACCUUUUCUUGAUUCGACGUACAACGCAUUUUGUAUCUGGAUAGUAGUAUUGGGAAUGCCUCAGGGUCGACCUGAACAUGGAAGGGCCAUCGAGGCCAUCAUGUCGACUUUACAGGAAUACAGCUCUAAGUGCCAGAGUAGAGACGAAAAAACCCUCCAUUCCUCU